CGUUCAUCCGACUCCUCGCGUGCGACGAAACACGAGUUUGCGGACAAUGAGCGAGUCGUCGACGUCCGCGGCCACAGCCAUAGCCGCGCCGUCGCAACCGCUUCAGGUUAUACUGUCGUCGGGCACACCGACCCACUCGGCGGCCAAUAAAAAUCAAGCAAUAAUUGUGCGGCCGAUCUAUAAGCGCGACAUUUUCUACUCGGGCUCCACACUCACCCUUCCGCCCAACUCAUCGCUCCAACAAAUCGCGGAGUCCCAGGGCAUCAUCAGCGCCAACAUGGGUCAGAGUGUGGUCUCCAUCCCCGCCAGAGAUAUCAUUAACAAAGUUCAGCAACAAUUGGCGCAAAUGGAGACGGAGGGCAAGGAUCCCGCGGACGCCACCGACCAAAAAGAGCCCAAUCUGUGCGCGAAAUUGCUCUCGUUUUUGGGCUUAAAACACGAAAACAAAGACAUAAAUGAGUCGGAGUUACCCGAAAAGAGGGGCUGUUUUCGGUUCAAAAUCCCGCCGUCGAUGAAGAGUAUCCUCAAAGAGAUGCUCGACUUCUCGCUGGUGAGGGAAAGCUCGGCCUUCACGCUACUGUCGGUGUCCAACAUGUUUGGGAUGAUGGGCUUCUACGUGCCCUUUGUAUACAUCACUCAAUUCGCUGUCACUCAAGUCAGAGACGGCGAGGAACUGGUGAAGGCUGACAGCGCCGCUCUACUAAUUUCAGUGAUUGGUAUUUCCAAUACAAUCGGUCGGCUCUGCUUUGGCGUUAUUAGUGAUAUAAUCAACAGAAACGGAACCAUUGCUGGCAUUCGCAUAACACCCCUCACUAUCAAUAAUGUCUGUCUAUUUCUGUGCGGAAUAUCCGUCAUUACGAUCCCGUAUUGUCUCACUUAUACAUCAGUAUUAGUAGCGACGGCUUAUAUUUGCUUGACAUCAAUAAUCUUGGUCGACUUACUAGGAAUCGAUAGAUUGACAAACGCUUUCGGUCUGCUCAGUCUGUUCAGAGGAGUUGCCUCUAUGUUAGGGCCACCCAUUGCUGGU
Oppiella nova is the source of this 1027-nucleotide messenger RNA. The record is from the annotation of a GenBank genome assembly. Lineage: Eukaryota; Metazoa; Arthropoda; Arachnida; Sarcoptiformes; Oppiidae.